Molecule: messenger RNA, 609 nt
Organism: Vombatus ursinus (common wombat)
Lineage: Eukaryota; Metazoa; Chordata; Mammalia; Diprotodontia; Vombatidae
Gene: RPS18
Product: ribosomal protein S18
Exons: 6
Coding region: 106-564 (152 amino acids)
Biological process (GO): translation
Cellular component (GO): small ribosomal subunit; ribosome; cytosol
Molecular function (GO): structural constituent of ribosome; RNA binding
Source: RefSeq, a predicted model, not a curated record
UUUCCCCUUUCCCCCUACUCCCCGCCCUCGAGGGCCGCUAUAUAAGGCGAAUACGUAACUUCCGUUUCCUCUUCCAGAGAAGGCUCUCACGCCGCCCUUGCAGCCAUGUCUCUUGUAAUCCCCGAGAAGUUCCAGCACAUUUUGAGAGUGCUCAACACCAACAUUGAUGGACGGCGGAAAAUAGCUUUUGCCAUCACAGCCAUCAAGGGUGUGGGUCGAAGAUAUGCUCAUGUAGUACUGAGGAAAGCAGACAUUGACCUCACCAAAAGGGCUGGUGAGCUCACUGAAGAUGAGGUGGAGCGUGUGAUCACCAUCAUGCAGAAUCCCCGGCAAUACAAGAUUCCAGACUGGUUCCUUAACAGGCAGAAGGAUGUAAAGGAUGGAAAAUACAGUCAGGUUCUGGCCAACGGUCUGGACAAUAAGCUGCGUGAAGAUCUGGAGCGACUGAAGAAGAUUCGGGCACAUCGUGGGCUUCGGCACUUUUGGGGUCUCCGAGUCCGAGGCCAGCACACCAAGACUACAGGCCGCAGGGGUCGCACUGUGGGUGUGUCCAAGAAGAAGUAAACAACUUCACUGGCCUUGUCUAUUAAUAAAUAGUUUAUAUCAAAA